GGAAACACGGCUCGUACGUUCGUUUGACUUUGUUGGAUCCCAUCACCUCCACGGGGUGUCGCUUUCAGUCCCUUGGCCAAGACAGGGGCCCGAGGCCCCAAGCAGGUGUAACACGGCGUUUCCAUUCACUGUGACGUGGUGCCGUGGAACGGACCAGUGUGCACGUUUCUUACGUCUUCGAAGGAAAUCCUUUUGUUUGCUCUGCCUUGACAAACACUGGCUCGGCUACCGCAAGAGACGUAGACGAUUUCUGAAAGAUCAGCAACUGUGUCAAAAAAUGCAUACACGCGGUUUUGUUACGAAGAACAAAAGUGAUUAUUGACAGCGGAACCUGUCAAUCCGUGAUAAUUGGGUACUGAUAAUUGACACUGUUCGCUCUUCGGUAAAUAUUAUCGUAGAACAGCAUUCAACGAAUAGAGCCUUCUUGUUUUAUUGUCUGACAGUGGUGGAAUGCUAGAGAACAGUCGCGCUUGCUUGUGGUGUUUAAUCGUGAUACGCGACACAGUCGUACGACGAUGAGAAUGUAAAAUGUGAGAGAAGUGAAAAUGUGAUUCGUCGAUGUAUUGAAGAGUCUUCGUGCGAGAGUUUGCAUCCGCGACACGUUGAAAAGGAAACGGUCGUAAUGGUUUUCUUCGGGAGAAAGGAAAAGAUAGAAGAUCGCCGAUUGUUGGCCAGCAUCGACGCCGUGAACGGCGCCAAACUAUAUCAAAUAGAAAAUGCCGCCUUCAUGCACGUACGCGACAACCUGGACGAGCUGGGCAAGGUGGCCGACGACACGGACCUCCUGUUCCUCAAGGGCCUCCUGGACAGCCCUGUGGUCACGUCUCUGGUUAAGGUCCAGGAGCGUCUGGAGGAUCCUCCACUCCACGUGGAACCGGUAUGCUCGUCCAUUUGUGACAUCGUCGACGAGGUGUGCCACGCACUCCGCUCCUCCAGAGACGAGAACGCACGCGAGCUUGUACGAUUGCUGAGGAGCUCGCAUCUGAAAGCGCUUCUGGAGACGCACGACGCGGUUGUCAAACGGAAAGAACAGCCAUCGAAACCGGAACCACCGCUAUUAAUAAUGCCUACCAACGAGAGGACAGAAGCUGUGAGGAUGGUCGGCCUUAGAAGGCAACCUGACGAACCUUUGGGUCUGACGGUGCAGGUCGACGAAUCUGGCAAUUUGAUCAUCGCCAGGAUCCUGGGCGGAAGCACUGCUGCUCGUCAAGGACUUCUGAGAACCGGCGAGGUGAUCCUCGAGGUGAACGGAAAGGAAGUUCGCAAUCCUGAGGAACUUCAAGAAGCCAUUCACGAGGCGAAGGAGAAUUUGUCGUUGAAACUUGCACCUGGAGUCGCCUCCGAUGGCAAUCUACCUGUGAAAUCUACGUGCUAUAUGAGGGCCCUGUUCGAUUAUGAUCCAUCAGAAGACACCUUGUUACCGUGCAAGGAAAUUGGACUUCCGUUCCAGAAAGGUGACGUAUUGCAAAUCGUGGAUCAGGCGGAUCCAAACUGGUGGCAAGCUCGACGAGUUGAGGGCGAAGGUCUAGGUCCUCCGGGUUUAGUUCCGUCACUGGAGUUAGAAGAACGGAGGAAAGCGUUCGUGCCACCGGAAGCGGAUUUCGUACACAAGAUUAGCAUCUGCGGGACCAAAAUCUCAAAAAAGAAGAAGAGGAAAAUGUACCAAUCAAAGUCCAAUGGUGAAUUUGACAGUGCAGAACUGCUGUUGUACGAAGAAGUGGCCAGAAUGCCACCAUUUAGACGUAAAACCUUGGCACUGGUUGGUCCGAGAGGUGUUGGCCGCAGAACAUUGAAGAAUAGGCUUAUAAAUAGCGAUCCCGAGAAAUUUGGCACCAUUGUUCCGUAUACCUCACGACCACCUAGAGUACUCGAGGAAGAUGGCAAAAGUUAUUGGUUUACCGAUCGCGAAUCGAUGGAAACGGACAUUAGAGAGCAUCGUUAUCUCGAGUACGGAGAACACGGUGGCCAUUUGUAUGGUACAAAGUUGGAUUCUGUGAGGGAGUUGAUCAGAGCUGGGAAAAUGUGCGUUUUGGACUGUAGUCCAGCUGCUUUAAAAAUACUUCACAACAGCACGGAAUUUAUGCCCUAUGUCAUCUUCAUAGCGGCGCCAGGAAUGGAACAAUUGAAAUGGUUGUACGAUCUGGCGAGAUCAACUGGAACUAGCAAUCGAAAUUUGACGUUUGACCGCCAGAGUUCCAUCAGGUACAGCUCGAGAAGAGCCAGAACACUGGAGUCCCUUGCUUCUCUCUACGAGGAAGACGAUUUGAAAGCAACAUUGGAAGAAUCGGCGGCUUUGCAGCGUGCCUACGAGAAAUAUAUCGAUUUGGUAAUCGUGAACGAAGAUUUCGAUAAUACAUUUAGACAGGUAAUCGCCGCGUUGGACGCCUUAGCCACUGAACACCAAUGGGUUCCAGUAAAUUGGAUCUAUUAAACACCAUUCAGAUCAUCUGAGGGAACAAGUAGUUUCAGAAUACACGGCCCAAACUCAGACUUUCGAGCGAAGUAAAGAAUUAUUGCACUGUUUUCUGUAAAACAGGCAGUGCCGAUAUACUCGGUAUCGAGUGCAUCGUUAUUAUAUUUAUAGCGUCAUAUCGCCGUGCAAUGGAACAAUUUUAUGGUCGUACUAUGUGUAUACAGAGUUUUGGUGUGUUGUGUAUAUUGUCUUGAUCGAAUGUAUAGAUAUUUUUAAGCAAAUGACGCACUCGAAUCGGGCAAGGAAGGUAUUAGAAGUCUUCGAGCAACCAGCUGGUUUCUGAAACGAAAGCGACGAACUUCAAACAUGCCCAUUCUUCUUCUACUUACGAUUAGAACAAAUACUCGGAGCUAUGAAAGCCAACGACAGAUAGUAUCUCGUGUUACGAUGCCGUUUCUAGCAAGUACAAUCGUUUAGCAUUUACUUUAUUUCGUUUUAGGUUUACGAAACGAUCCGUUCGCCUUCUAAAUUUCAUAAAUUCGCACACUGAGAACAGAAAGAUUUAGUUAGAAAUUCGCACGGACAUCAUUCAAAGAUACAAGAAAAUGAUAAAAGAAUAACAGAAAAUUAGAUACCCUUUGCUAACAUAAUUUAAAGGCUAACAAAGUGAAAAAGUAGGACAAGUGUAUCUUUUUUCUCAAAAAUGUAGUUUUUCACGUUAAUCGCAGUAGUGUUAUAAAAAAUUCUCGCAUACAUUCCCCUUUAUUGUUUAGGACAAUUAAUCGAAAACGGGUCGCGAUUAGAGUAUACAUUAUGAACCGCCGUCCAAUUAUUUUUAGAAUACGCCUAGUUUUAAUUUUUCUCGAACCAUGAGCCUGCAUAUGUACGUACGUUUAUUUAGUUUUCGUCAUAGGAUGUACUUUUCUUUUAUAGAGAUAUCUAUUAUAUAUAUAUACAUAUUAUACAUUAUACUAUAUUUCAUGGAUCCUGUUUGUACCACUUGUGCACGUUGAACAUAUUCCUGGCAUAGAGUGCCUUAAUAGCGCAGCCCUUUAACCGGCUUGCGGCGAAGACCUACUAUGUCGAGACGAGAUAUUCUCAGAUACUCGAGAGUUUUACGUAAGACACGUCUAAUAACACGUUUUUUCUAAUGCUCUGACACGCAUACACGCGGAAACAUGACCGUUGCACAUCAUUGUACAUGCGUUUAGCCGGAAGUUUCCGAUUGUGCCACGUGAUAUACGGAAAAAUAAAGUUUAUCGAGCGUU
This is a messenger RNA of Frieseomelitta varia, 3681 nucleotides long. RefSeq names its product MAGUK p55 subfamily member 2 (gene vari). The record is from RefSeq and is a predicted model, not a curated record. Gene Ontology annotation, molecular function: protein binding. NCBI's taxonomy places the organism in Eukaryota, Metazoa, Arthropoda, Insecta, Hymenoptera, Apidae. Gene Ontology annotation, cellular component: plasma membrane; cell-cell junction. Bases 623 to 2431 code for a protein of 602 amino acids. The transcript is spliced from 8 exons.